AUGAAGAAUUUGCACAUCAAUCUCCCUUUCAUUGAAGUUGUGACACAAAUGCCAUCCUACUCUAAGUUCCUCAAGGAUAUUCUCACCAACAAAAGGAAUCUCAAUGAUGAGCUUAUCACCCUUCCACAUCAAGUGAGUGCUCUUAUCCAACAUAAGAUGCCCAAGAAGGAAAUAGACUCGGGGAGUUUCACUUUGCCUGUAAAAAUUGGGAACAUGGAAGCUAGGGGUGCAUUGGCCGAUCUUGGAGCAAUGAUGGAUAAGGAGGAAGAUGUUGACACUCCUUUGAUCUUGGGUCGUGAAGCUCUUAAAAAUUUGGGGGCGGUCAUCAAUUGCAAGAACAACACCAUCACAUGUGAGGUGGCCGAUGAGAAGAUUGUCUUCGAGUUUUCUAAGUUGCUCAAGACCCCCAUGGUUGAAAAAUGCUAUAGGGUUGACAUUAUGAAUGAGGAAAUAGACCGAUUAGGGAGGGUCAUAAUGAAGCCUCGAGAUCCAAUGGAAUAA
Chenopodium quinoa (quinoa) is the source of this 501-nucleotide messenger RNA. RefSeq lists its product as uncharacterized. Bases 1 to 501 code for a protein of 166 amino acids. NCBI's taxonomy places the organism in Eukaryota, Viridiplantae, Streptophyta, Magnoliopsida, Caryophyllales, Amaranthaceae. The transcript is spliced from 2 exons. The record is from RefSeq and is a predicted model, not a curated record.